Messenger RNA from Fusarium odoratissimum NRRL 54006, 2711 nucleotides. Its product is annotated as murein transglycosylase. The coding region runs from base 749 to 2068 and encodes 439 amino acids. The transcript has 2 exons. The record is from RefSeq and is a predicted model, not a curated record. Lineage: Eukaryota; Fungi; Ascomycota; Sordariomycetes; Hypocreales; Nectriaceae. Gene Ontology annotation, biological process: fungal-type cell wall organization. Gene Ontology annotation, cellular component: fungal-type cell wall; cell surface.
CCCCAAUCCUGGGCAAGACGCUGGACCUCUUUUCAUUCUUAUCCCCUUUCGUCUCCGUCAACCCCAGGCGCUUUGUUCCUCUUGCUUUCCUCGUGUGCUCCUUCCUUGCCAACUGAGAGUUUCAUCUUUACUUACUCUCUCCCACACUCAUUUAUUAACUGUUUUUGUUUUCCCCGGCUUCUUGCCUCAUCACGUUCGCUUUUACAGCAGUCGCUCACUUACUCGAGGGGAUUGGAUUAUACUUUCAAAAACACAACAUUCUUUAAAAGACAAUAAAAGGUUAGUCGAUUCGCAAAGAAGAGGAAAUAGUGGCGAUUGGAGACGAGGCCGAUGUGGCAGAGACGAGAUUCAAGUCAUACCAAUUCAAGGAGCAAUAACAACCAUCACAAACACAACGACAAUCGCCUGCGGAACUCGAAAAAAUACCAAGGGCAACCCGAGGGAAAUUAUUGGCGGAAACGGGCCAUGUGCGAUGAUGGAGUCGCAAGAAGAAUUAUGUUGGGGAGGGGAAAGCAACAUUAGCCAGGACAGACGAAGUACCUCAGGCCUGAUCAACUGAAGCGACAGCAAACUCGACAACGGGACGCUUUGCACAUCUACACACGUUCAAAUGAUGCACGGCGCAAACUCUCAUGUCUCAUCGGCUCUCCUUCCAUGGCCACGCGCUGUGGAAUCGUCUCAUAGCAACAGUUAAAAGGUUGAAGGCUAAUCACAAGGUUGAACUAGAUAUAUAGGUUGCACCGUUACCAUGAAGAACCUCAUCACUUACACCCUUGCGGCUACGCUCGCCGCCGGUGCUACCGCCCAGCAUCACCAGCACCAGCACAUGCACGCUCGCCGUCAUGCUGGCUCCAAGGUCGAGAAGCGUGACCCUGAUGUUAUCACCGAGUACGUUGUCGCCGCCACCGAGACCGUUUAUGAGCUUGGCGGAGAGGAGAUCGACAUUCACGCCGCCAAGGCUGGUCUUGAUGGAGGUAGCCUCGUCAUUGUUGGCGAGUCCAACCCUACCUACGAUGCACCCAAAGCUCCUGCGACCAGUGCUGCUCAGCCCGCGAAGGUUUCUCAGCCCAAGAAGGAGGUGGGCGCUCAAUUCUACGAGUCUAAGACUGCCGCUGCUACUACCGCAGUGCCCAAGCCUGUCUACUCGGCCCCAGCCGCCACUCAAUCCAAGGCCUCCAAGCCUAAGUCUUCCAAGCCCAAGACCAGUGGCUCCAGCUCCAGCUACAGUGGCUCCAGCGGCGCUACUGGUGUUGACAAGACGUUUGAGAGCGGCACUAUCGACUGCAGCGAGUUCCCCUCGGAGUAUGGUGCUGUUGCUCUCGACUGGCUGAACCUUGGUGGCUGGUCUGGUAUUCAGUACUGCCCUGACUUCAGCUUCGCGUCCAAGCUGAUCUACCAGAUUGACACUGCCAUCUCUGGCGACGGUUGCAAGCCCGGUGCUAUGUGCUCCUACGCUUGCCCCGUUGGCUACCAGAAGACCCAGUGGCCUGCUGCUCAAGGUUCCGAGCGUGAGUCUAUUGGUGGACUCUACUGCAACAAGGACGGCAAGCUCGAACUGACCCGUGACGGUUACGACACUCUUUGCGAACCUGGUGUCGGUGGUGUCACUAUUCAAAACGACCUCGACGAGCAGGUUGUGACUUGCCGAACUGACUACCCCGGAACUGAGAACAUGGUUGUCCCUGCUGUCGCCGAGCCCGGUAGCAACGUCGCUGUCUGCAACCCCAACCAGGACAAGUACUACGUCUGGGACGGUGUAGGCACCUCAGCCCAGUACUACGUCAACAAGAAGGGCUACACUGUCGAGGAGGCUUGUGUUUGGGACAGCUCCAAGGGCAAGGAUGCCGGUAACUGGGCACCAGUUGUUCUCGGUGUUGGCAUGAAGAACGGCAUGACCUUUGUCUCCAUUUUCCAGAACUCGCCAACCAGCACUGCCCUCCUUGACUUCAACAUUGAGAUCAAGGGUGGCAACAAGAAAUGCUCCUACGUCAACGGCCAGUGGAGCGAGGGAACUGGCUGCACCACUGCUGCUGCCGAGGGCCAGAAGAUUACUGUCCGAUACUAUUAAAAGAAUGUUACUUGACAAAGUCAAGUAGGAUGUGCGUUUUUGGAACUUCUUGUCAAUAUUCUGGGUGACAGAGCUUGGGACCUUUCGGCCGCGGGCCACGGACGAGCGCAAGCUGUUGGGCCUGAGUUGAUCAUAUCGAUGAGGUGCGCGACGGCUGGCAUGAGCAGGCUUCCUCCCAUUUCUUGAGCCGGGUUGAAUCUCUUGGAUACGCUGGAUGAGCAAGGACCUAAGAACGUUUCGACUGCCGAUCUACUCGCUUGUCUUGUUCUCAGCGUCCUUUUCUAACAGUAUUUGUUUUACUUUAUUUUCUUAUGUCAGCAAGUACUCCAUAUAUUGCAUUUUGGCCUGUUUCUUACAUUGGACUCCUCACGGAACGAUCAUGCCCUGAGCCAUUGUUGGCGACAGACGAAUGCAGCCAGCGAUUGUCAAUUUUGCAUUGGGAGGAGCCCUCAAGGUGUUUUAUACCCCUGACCGAAGAGAUGGCGAUGGAAGAAUGUCUCCGGACAGCAAUGAGAUCAAGUGGUCAACGUCGUUGGGUCCUGGAAUAGAAAUGUCCCUCUUUGAGCUUAGCUUGUCUAUGUAAUGUCUGUGAUUUGGAUAGUGUGUAGUGUCUUUUAAGUAUGAUAAUUAAGCUCUUUGGUAG